CCAAGACUUUACAAAACUGCAGCAACAAUUGUCAAAAAAGUAGCUGAAGACGGAGCAAGUCUUAAACAAUUAAUAUACGAAAAAAAUCAUCCGAAUUUAAAAGAAUGCAUAAAGUAUCUUCAACUUUGAUGUGAUAAAACUGAAGAAUAAAUAUUAUUGGAUAAUUUGAUGGUUUUAAUCAAACAAAAUAGUCGUAUUCAUUCGAGAAACAGAACAAGAGUCAACAGAUUAAUAUCAUAUGUUAUUCCUCGUCAAAAUAUAAAACAAAUAAACAUUCAUCAAAAGCUUAAUAAUAAUAAUAUCAUAAUGAGUCAAGUUAAAGUUCUUGAACGAAAGCCUCGUUAUGUACGUAUCAACACUUUAAUAAAAAAACUUGAUGAAGCUAUUGAAGAUUUCCAAGAUGAGGGGUACAUAUUUAUACCACGUAGCUGUACUUAUCAUGAAUAUCUUGAUGUUUUAUCGACACUUGAUGGAUGGAAAUUUACUCAAGAUUAUCAUAUUCCAGAGUUACUUGUAUUUGCAUCUGGUACAACAUUUUAUGAUCAUCUUGGAUACAAAAAUGGAGCUAUUAUUUUACAAGAUAAGGCAAGUUGUCUACCAGCAUAUUUGCUUAAUCCUGAAUCAGGCUCAAAUGUUUUGGAUAUGUGUGCAGCACCUGGAAUGAAAACUACUCAUUUAGCUGCUAUUAUUGAUAACAAGGGAAAAGUAUUUUCUGUUGAACGAUGUCAACGACGUUAUGAGAUUUUGUGUAAUCAAGUAUCAACAACUCAUGCAAAUUGUGUUGAAACAAUGAAUGUUGAUGCAAUGACUUUAAAUGAAAAUAAAUGUCCAGAUGUUGAAUAUAUUUUGGUUGAUCCCAGUUGUUCUGGAUCAGGAAUGCAAAGAUUUACUUUUGAAGGUGAACAAUCAAAGUGUGCACCUGGAAGAUUAAGAAGUCUUCAAUCAUUUCAAGUACAUCUUUUACGUCAUGCACUUACAAAAUUUUCAAAAGUUAAAAGAGUUGUUUAUAGUACUUGUUCAAUUUAUCCAGAAGAAAAUGAAAUGGUUGUUGAUGAAGUAUUAACAAAUGUUGGUGAUGCUUAUAAGCUUGUUCCUGUUAUGACAUUAUUAAAUGAUGGCUGGAUUAAUUUAAGUUCAAAUGAAUUUAAAUGCAAGGACAAUUGUUUGUAUGCUAAACCUGAAGUUGAUUAUUGUAAUGGAUUUUUUGUCGCUGUUUUUGAACGUAAUUUUGAUGUACCAUUGCCAGAAGGUAGAAAUAAAAACAAGGGUUUGAAAAGAAAUGCUCAAGAUGAUUGUGACGAGGUUGACAUCAAAGAAGAACAAAGUAAUGAUGUACAAAUUGAUGAUAAUGGUAAAAAUUUAACUGUCAAAGUUGAAGAAUCAGAUGAACCAGUUAAAAAAAAGCGUAAAAAAAAUAAAAACAAAUGUAAUGAAGUGAUAACUCAAGAAGUUGCUGAUGAAAAACUCAAGGAAGAAGACAACGCUGAUGUUACAUCAAAGAAAAAAAUUAAAAAAGAAAAAAAAAUUGAUAAAUCUUCUGGUGAUAAUGUUGAUGAACAGGAAAUUGAUAUUAACAGUAACGAAAUGGAUAUUGUAUCUAAGAAAAAACAUAAGAAAAAAAAGAAAGAUAAAAUUAAUGAAGAAGAAUUAAUUAUCAAUAAUGAGAAUGAAAUAAUUUCAAUGGAAAUUGAAGAAUCAAAUGUUUCUUCAAAGAAAAAAAAGCAUAAAAAAAAUAAAAAAGAUUCUAAUGAAGGAACAAUUAUUGAAGAAGGUGUUGAUGAAGAUUCUACAUCGAAGAAAAAACAUAAGAAAAAAAAGAAAGCUAAAUCUGAUAUUGAAUAA
Aphidius gifuensis is the source of this 1842-nucleotide messenger RNA. RefSeq names its product 28S rRNA (cytosine-C(5))-methyltransferase (gene Nsun5). The coding region runs from base 169 to 1842 and encodes 557 amino acids. Gene Ontology annotation, cellular component: nucleolus. The record is from RefSeq and is a predicted model, not a curated record. Gene Ontology annotation, biological process: rRNA base methylation. The transcript is spliced from 7 exons. Lineage: Eukaryota; Metazoa; Arthropoda; Insecta; Hymenoptera; Braconidae. Gene Ontology annotation, molecular function: methyltransferase activity.